Messenger RNA from Morchella importuna, 507 nucleotides. RefSeq lists its product as uncharacterized. The record is from RefSeq and is a predicted model, not a curated record. The transcript is spliced from 3 exons. NCBI's taxonomy places the organism in Eukaryota, Fungi, Ascomycota, Pezizomycetes, Pezizales, Morchellaceae. The coding region runs from base 1 to 507 and encodes 168 amino acids.
AUGGCCAUCUUGACAGAAAACUACAUCCUCUGGUCGUGGGCCAUCUUCUUAAUGGUGAUCUCAACCGGUAUGUCGUCGCCGCCUCCAUCCCCCGUUCGUUCUGCGCAACAAUAUUCAGUGCAAUCGCAGCCUAACUCUUCUUCUGCUUCCCCUUCUGCUUCUCCCCCUGCGUCACCAAUAGGCCUCUAUAUUACUCGUUCUCGUUGGUUACCGUUUCUCUCAAAUAUCAUUCCCGAGAAUGCAUACCAUCGUCUAAGCUCUUCAUUUGAGGGCGAUAUCGAGGCCGGAUUAAGUUCCGAUGCCUUUAGCCUCGCCGGCAAUGUCCAGGACGGCGACUCGCGCGCCGGUCUAGACGUCGCCUCCAAGAAAGAAAUCCUCAAAAUCAUGAGGAGCCAGAAAGUCGGCUUUGAUGAAGCCCGCCAGCUAUACAUGGUUCAAAAGCUCGCAAAGAAUGGAAUCGCUCCUGACGGCAGGCCCAUGGAUCCCCGAGCUGUGUUUUUCUCGUAG